CUACAGAGCUGUGAUGACUAGACUGAGCUCCUAUCUGAGGAAACUGCCUCUAGAGCUGGAGGGGGCUGGGUUAGGGUUAGGGUCAGGGGCUGGAGGUCAAGGGUCAGGGAUUGGAGGUAAUAGCGAGUUGGCCGAGCUGGUUAGUAGUCUCCAUAUGCUGCAGCAAGCUGCUGUCCCCUUCUCACCCAUAUUUGGGAAUGAUCAACCGCCACGGUAUGAGGACGUUGUUCAGAACCCUCCCUUACCCAAGAGCAGGGAUAUACUGCCACCCUCGUCACUCGCUCCAGGCUCUUCUCUCUCUUUGUCCACUAUGCCUGAGACAGCAGGGAGACAUAAGGUUCAGACCAACGGGCUGCAGCACACACACACUCUAUCACACACACACUCUCCCUCACCGCACACACACACGUUGUCUAUUUCUACCCCUCCAUCCCAGGCACACACACCUUCAUCACAAACUCACACUCCGUCAGCGCGCACACACACUCCGUCCAUCUCCCCCAUGGAGGCUCUCUUCAUUGAGGAGGACGCAGACCUGGGAAGGGGGCUGAACAGGGCUUCCAGACACACACACUCACACACCCCGACCAGAAGCCUCACACACACUCACAGUCGGAACGGGACAGCUUUUAGUCCACACACACCCCCCAGCUCCGCGCACACACACCUCAGCCCCAAUCUGUCACACGUACACGUUACACACACACUCCAGUCUGCUGGUGAAGACCUCACCUGCCCCCCAACCUCCGAACACACCCCUCCUGUCACUCAUAGAGACCACGACAUCGACAGGCUUCUGAUGGACUUGGAGUGUCUGUCACAGAGCAUGGGUCGGGAGAGAGACCGAGUCAGAGAGGGAGAGAGAGAAAGAGAGGCGGAGCCCCCUCUCCCCGUUAAGACCAGACAGAGGGGGACAGAACAGGGGAACACCUCCACACAAACGCAACCCUCUCUCCAGACACAAACCCAAAUCAACCCCCAGGCUCAAAGGCCUGUUCCUGUUAGCCACCUAACCGCUAACGCCCAGGCCACUAGGUCGACCCCCAGCUCCCCUGCUCCUCUUCUCCAGGCAGAGGGCAGCGUGGUGGGGCUGGGAGAUGAGGAGGACAGGGCCCUGCUGCUGAGGAUCCUGGAGAGCAUUGAGAGCUUUGCCCAGGAGCUGGUGGACUCUGGGGGUAGUCCUGGGAACACUGGGAAGACUGGGGCUCAGAGCAAAGAGAAUGAGGUGAUGAGACUCCUACAGGACACUCUGGCUACUGCAGCCAAGACUGACACUCUGACGCAGGCCAAACUACCUGGAUCUCCACCCGCUGCGCAAGAUGUAUCCACGCCUGCACCCAGACCUACAUCAGGUGCUGUAUCCACGCCUGCACCCAGACCUACAUCCGGUGCUGUAUCCACCACGCCUGCACCCAGACCUACAUCCGGUGCUGUAUCCACGCCUGCACCCAGACCUACAUCAGGUGCUGUAUCCACGCCUGUACCCAGACCUACAUCCGGUGCUGUAUCCACGCCUGCACCCAAACCUACAUCUGGUGCUGUAUCCACGCCUGCACCCAGACCUACAUCUGGUGCUGUAUCCACGCCUGCACCCAGACCUACAUCUGGUGCUGUAUCCACACCUGCACCCAGACCUACAUCUGGAGCUGUUCCUACAGCUCUACCUGUCUCUUCAGCUCACCCACCUGUCCCUGUUCCUGUCCCUGUCCCCACAACCCUAGCAGAGUCUGUCGCUACAGACCAUGCUACACCUUCUGCCCUACCCACACCUGUUCCACCCCCUACAGUCGUACCCACACCUGUUCCACCCCCUACAGUCGUACCCACACCUUCAGAAGCAGCCGCUAGACGUGAACAUCCUCCUGUAGCUGACCUGACAGCGGUACUUACCACCACGGCCACCCCUCCACCGGCUGUAACACAUGUCCCCUCCCCUGUCCCGCCCCCUACACCCACACCUGGAGAGGCACCUGUCGCUGCUCCUCCUGUUGCCGUGAGACACCCGAUUGCCCCUAGCGAUGUGGUUGCCCUGAGAGACAUCGGCUCGACGCUGCUCAUCCAGCAGACGCCCGAGGUGAUCAGAGUCCAGUCCAACAAGCAAGAUAAGAAAUCUGGCACCCCUCCUCCAGCCCCUCUCUCCCCCACCCCCUCCGUUCCUCCCCCCCACCGCUCCCCCUCUCCUCCCCCCACUCCAGUCGUCCUCCCUCCUCCUCCUCCACCUCCCCCACCUCCCCCUGCCCUCAACAUUCCCCGCUUCUACUACCCUCGAGGGUUACCGGGGGCAACAAAAGUUAACCACGAUGCGGCCAUCACUGCCAUAGAAACAGCCUUCACAGAGUUUGAGGAGGAGAAGGCUGAUAUUUACGAGAUGGGCAAGAUCGCUAAGGCAUGUGGCUGUCCUCUGUACUGGAAGGCAGCCAUGUUUAACGGAGCGGGAGGAGAGAGGACUGGCUUCGUCUCUGUUCACUCCUUCAUCGCUACCUGGAGAAAGUUGUUACAUAGUUGCUAUGACGAUUCGUCUAAGUUUAUCUACCUCCUGGCGAAGCCUGGCUGUUCCUACCUGGACCAGGAGGACUUCAUACCUUUAUUACAGGACAUAGUGGACACCCACCCGGGACUGACGUUCUUGAAGGAUGCCCCAGAAUUCCAUUCCCGUUACAUCACCACCGUGAUUCAGCGGAUAUUCUAUGUGGUCAACCGCUCGUGGACGGGUCGUAUCACCAUGACGGAACUACGCAGGAGCAACUUCCUGCAGACCCUGGCCCUGUUGGAAGAGGAGGAUGAUAUCAACCAGAUAACAGAUUAUUUCUCUUAUGAGCAUUUCUAUGUGAUCUACUGUAAGUUCUGGGAGUUGGACACAGACCACGACCUUUACAUUGACCCGAAGGACCUGGCUCGUUACAACGACCACGCAUCCUCAAGCAGAAUCAUUGAGAGGUUGUUCUCAGGAGCCGUUACACGGGGUAGCUCAGUGCAGAGAGAAGGGAGGAUGAGUUAUGCAGAGUUCAGCUGGUUCCUCAUCUCAGAGGAAGACAAGAAAAGCCCUACAAGUAUAGAGUACUGGUUCAGGUGUAUGGACACAGAUGGGGACGGUGUGUUGUCUAUGUUUGAGUUGGAGUACUUCUAUGAGGAGCAGUGUAGUAGGAUGGAGGGGAUGGGCAUUGAACCCCUACCCUUCACAGACCUGCUCUGUCAGAUGCUAGACCUUGUCAAACCUGAAAGCAAAGGUAAGAUAACCCUGUCUGAUCUGAAGAGGUGUAGGAUGGCUCAUAUAUUCUUCGACACUUUCUUCAACCUGGAGAAAUACCUGGACCACGAGCAGAGAGACCCCUUCGCUUUGCAGAAGGACAUAGACAAUGAGUGUCCAGAGCCUUCAGACUGGGAUAAAUACGCUUCAGAGGAGUAUGAGAUCCUGGUGGCGGAGGAGACAGCUAACGAACAGCUGCAUGAGGGGACGUUUGAUGAUGACUAUGAGGAGGCGGAGCUUCCUGUUCAAGGAGAGAUGGUUGGGAAUAAGAUGGAUAAGCUGCUCAUAUCAGAUCUGUCAGCAUGAAAUUCCCAAAGCCUGGAAUGCCGCUCCCUUCUCCUUGGAUAUACAGGAGACAGGGGAGAGAGGAAGAGGGAUGGACGGGGAGAAAUUGGUAAAAAGCUAAAGCGAUGGAGGACUCCAAACUCUCUCAGCUUCUCCUUUCAUACACAGACAGGGACAGAAGAAAUGGUGAGAAGACAGAGGGAUGGACUGAACGAGAGAGAGGAUGGACAGAAGGAGAGAGAGGAUGGACAGAAGGAGAGAGAGGAUGGACAGAAGGAGAGAGAGGAUGGACAGAACGAGAGAGAGGAUGGACAGAACGAGAGAGAGGAUGGACAGAACGAGAGAGAGGAUGGACAGAAGGAGAGAGAGGAUGGACAGAAGGAGAGAGAGGAUGGACAGAAGGAGAGAGAGGAUGGACAGAACGAGAGAGAGGAUGGACAGAACGAGAGAGAGGAUGGACCGAAGGAGAGACAGGAUGGACUGAACGAGAGAGAGGAUGGUCAGAAGGAGAGAGAGGAUGGACUGAACGAGAGAGAGGAUGGACAGAAGGAGAGAGAGGAUGGACUGAACGAGAGAGAGGAUGGACAGAAGGAGAUAGAGGAUGGACUGAACAAGAGAGAGGAUGGACAGAAGGAGAGAGAGGAUGGACAGAAGGAGAGAGAGGAUGGACAGAACGAGAGAGAGGAUGGACCGAAGGAGAGACAGGAUGGACUGAACGAGAGAGAGGAUGGACAGAAGGAAAGAGAGGAUGGACAGAAGGAGAGAGAGGAUGGACAGAACGAGAGAGAGGAUGGACAGAAGGAGAGAGAGGAUGGACUGAACGAGAGAGAGGAUGGACAUAAGGAGAGAGAGGAUGGACUGAACGAGAGAGAGGAUGGACAGAACGAGAGAGAGGAUGGACAGAAGGAGAGAGAGGAUGGACUGAAUGAGAGAGAGGAUGGACAGAACGAGAGAGAGGAUGGACAGAACGAGAGAGAGGAUGGACUGAACGAGAGAGAGGAUGGAUUGAACGAGAGAGAGGAUGGACUGAACGGAGAGAGAUGAUGGACAGAACGAGAGAGAGGAUGGACAGAACGAGAGAGAGGAUGGACAGAACGAGAGAGAGGAUGGACUGAACUAGAGAGACGAUGGAUUGAACGAGAGAGAGGAUGGACAGAACGAGAGAGAGGAUGGACAGAACGAGAGAGAGGAUGGACUGAAGGAGAGAGAGGAUGGACUGAAUGAGAGAGAGGAUGGACUGAACGAGAGAGAGGAUGGACAGAAGGAUAGAGAGGAUGGACAGAACGAGAGAGAGGAUGGACAGAAGGAGAGAGAUGAUGGACAGAAGGAGAGAGAUGAUGGACAGAAGGAGAGAGAUGAUGGACAGAACGAGAGAGAGGAUGGACAGAACGGGAGAGCUUUCUGGCAGCUGUCCUCUCAGCCCUCUGUAGGAGAGAAAACGUGUUUUCCACUCUUUUAUCUUCAUUGGAGUUUGUGUGUGUGUUGUGUAUGCAUGUGUGUGUGUGUGCGUGUGUUUGUGUCAUCCCAAAGACUGUGUUUGGUGCAAUAAUGUGUCUUAACAUGUUUGUUAUGUAGAAGUAAGAAAGCACAAAUCCAGAUGUGGAGAUACUUCCUGUGUUAUGUUUAUAAUUACUGCCAUAUGGAGAUUUUUCACUGACAAUCAACUACUAGACAAUCAGCUAAUCAAUCAAGUUGUUUUCAAAUGUGUCAAUAAACACACACACGCACGUACACACACACAUGCACGCACGUACACACACACACGCACGCACGCACGCACACACACACACACACACACACACACACACACACACACACACACACACACACACACACACACACACACACACACACACACACACACAGCUCUGUGCAAAACACCGCCAUCUUGUGGUCGCUAGUUAUACUGCUGGCUGCUCUUAGAGACGCGUGACGUUUGGAAAGGCUGUCAGCGUUCUCCGUUUAUAAACCUCAUUUUCAGUGUUCUAUUUCAGAAUGUUACUGUUAAGUAGUGUGAUAAGGCGGGCCAUUGUGUGUUUGAUUCAUUUAGAAUUAGUCAAAUGUUUCAUUCUAUUUAAGAUAAAACGCAUGUACUGUAUAUUCCGUCCGUAUACUUUUCAAAGGAGUUCUCUCAUAGCAGAGGCUGCGUCACAAAUCAACCCCAGUGUACAUAGACUUAGCUGUAACGAACUAACUAUCUCUCUGGUAGAGAUGUUACUGUAAAAAAACAAAAUGGACAUAUGCAGAAGUGACACACACACACACUUGCCAGCCACAAGGCGCACUGUCGACACGUGGAACAGAGCUGUAAAGCUAACAGGCGUUUUCAUGUGUCACCUAAGGGGAUGUUCAAAUAGCAUGACGUGUGUGUGUGUGUGUGUGUGUGUGUGUGUGUGUGUGUGUGUGUGUGUGUGUGUGUGUGUGUGUGCGUGUAUUUGUGGGUUUGUGUGUUUCUUUAAGAGCGACAAUCUGUCCCUAUAUAUCCAUUGUAAAUGUGUAUUUAACUCUACAUAGCGUUGCCAUUGUGUAAAGAUGAUGUAUCUGAUGCUUUGUGUUGCUGUGUGGCUCGACGGGGUUCAGUUAUGUGGCGUGUGACCCAAAUGCACAGUGAUGAUUGGUCGGAGGUCAUAGAGGGUCACACCCACCAGACAAUCGACUGUCAAUCACCUAUCAAUCAGUUUGAUAAUCUGAUUGGGUAAUAAAGGAGCAUCUUGCUGUGACUGGAUUGAGCACACUGGUAGCUCCUCCCUUUAGAGAGACUCGUGCUGCUGUAGAGACACACACACACACACACACACACGUUUAUGAGACACUGCUGUGUCUGACGCUAUGCAAACAAUCUGCUUUUUAGCUGACUGCCCUGGGAACACACACACAUCUGCUCUGUACUCGGUGCAGGGGGCAGGGUGAGAAGCCAUGAUGGAACUGCCUCCGACCGGAGACACUUCUGCCGCAAUGAGGACUUUUACUUUGAAAUGUAUGUCUGUUUUAAACAACUUUUACUUCGAUUUUUUUUUCUCUUAUCUGAUGUUUUACUUCCAGGUUGAUGAGGUUGAUGAGGCUUCAGUAGAUGUUCUUGUGUUCGCAUGGCUUCCUUCUUUCUAUCUUUCCUUGUUUCUUUCCUUUGUUUUCUUUUAAAACUGAAUUGAAAUAAAGACGAUUUAAGGUU
Molecule: messenger RNA, 6701 nt
Organism: Oncorhynchus keta (chum salmon)
Lineage: Eukaryota; Metazoa; Chordata; Actinopteri; Salmoniformes; Salmonidae
Product: serine/threonine-protein phosphatase 2A regulatory subunit B'' subunit alpha-like
Exons: 14
Coding region: 14-3553 (1179 amino acids)
Biological process (GO): protein dephosphorylation
Cellular component (GO): protein phosphatase type 2A complex
Molecular function (GO): protein phosphatase regulator activity; calcium ion binding
Source: RefSeq, a predicted model, not a curated record